Messenger RNA from Zophobas morio, 736 nucleotides. Its product is annotated as protein THEM6-like. The transcript has 3 exons. Bases 32 to 679 code for a protein of 215 amino acids. NCBI's taxonomy places the organism in Eukaryota, Metazoa, Arthropoda, Insecta, Coleoptera, Tenebrionidae. The record is from RefSeq and is a predicted model, not a curated record.
UAGAUAACGCCACGCUCUAAAGUCAUCUAAAAUGAUAAUCAGCGUAAGUGUCGAUGUGGAUGCUGCGUUAUUUUAUGGAUUAAUUUUAGUGGUUAUUCUUCUUAUUUUUUAUAUAUGUUUUGAUCUCCACUACUUUUUGACUUAUGUAUUUCUCAUGACGUGGUGCAAAAUACGUCGGAAGCAAGUACGGAUUGACGAAACUACUGAAUAUUAUGGUAUUUGUACCACAAAUGAUUUAGAUAUCUACUUUCAACACAUGAAUAAUGCUCGUUACGUCAGAGAAUUGGAUUUUGCAAAGUUCCAUUUUUUCAAAAGAACAGGAAUCUAUGAAAACAUACUCAAAGCUGAAGGUGCAGCCUUAAACACAGCAUGCCACAUUCGUUAUAGGAAAACCAUACCACUGUUCACUCCAUACAAAAUAACGACAAAGGUAGUUCACUGGGACGAAAAACAUGUAUAUUUAGAACAUCAGUUCAUUCAGUUAAGCGACAAUUUUAUUACUACAGUUAUUUUAUCCAAGCAAGCAAUUGUAGGAGUUAAUGUUAGAGAAAUGAUGAACAGAUUGUUAGAGAAUAAAGAUGAAAUGUAUAUGCCCAAACCACCGGCCGAGCUUGAAGACUGGAUACAUUUAAAUAGGAAGUCAAGUGCAAGAUUAAGAAACGGAAAUGUGUGUUUAUAGCAUUAUAUAUAUAACAAAUUAUUAAUUUUAUAUUUGCGUUCAAUAUGAAUAACUUUA